Periconia digitata is the source of this 2251-nucleotide messenger RNA. NCBI's taxonomy places the organism in Eukaryota, Fungi, Ascomycota, Dothideomycetes, Pleosporales, Periconiaceae. The record is from the annotation of a GenBank genome assembly.
AUCGAUCCCGCGUCCUUGCUCUCGCCACAACAUGCUGCGGCAACAAUUGAUCCGGUCAUUGAAGCGGCCUGCGUCCCAGGCAGGCUUCAAUGGCAGCCGGGCCUUUACUGCCUCUGCCCGCAAGCCGGCGGAGGUGGAGCUCACCAUCGAUGGGAAAAAAGUGUCAAUCGAAGCUGGCUCGGCCCUUAUCCAAGCUUGCGAGAAAGCCGGAAGCACCGUUCCCCGAUACUGCUACCACGAGAAACUGAUGAUUGCCGGUAACUGCCGCAUGUGUCUGGUCGAGGUGGAGCGGGCUCCUAAACCUGUGGCCUCGUGCGCGUGGCCAGUACAGCCUGGGAUGGUAGUCAAGACCGACUCGCCCCUCGUCCACAAGGCCCGCGAGGGUGUCAUGGAGUUCUUGCUCGCCAACCAUCCGCUUGACUGCCCCAUUUGCGAUCAGGGAGGCGAGUGUGAUUUGCAGGAUCAGUCCAUGCGGUAUGGCGGCGACCGAGGGCGAUUCCACGAGGUCGGUGGCAAGCGUGCGGUUGAGGACAAAAACAUCGGUCCCUUGAUCAAAACUUCCAUGAACAGAUGCAUUCACUGCACAAGAUGUAUUCGAUUCUCCAACGACGUUGCGGGCGCACCCGAAAUGGGCUCCACCGGCCGCGGCAACGACAUCCAAAUCGGCACCUACCUUGAGAAGACGCUCGACUCUGAGAUGUCUGGAAACGUUAUUGAUCUCUGCCCCGUUGGCGCUCUAACAUCGAAGCCAUACGCAUUCAAGGCCCGGCCCUGGGAACUCUAUCACACCGAAACAAUCGAUGUGCUGAAUGGUCUAGGCUCCAACAUCCGUGUAGAUGCUCGUGGCCAACAGGUUAUGCGAAUACUGCCCAGACUCAACGACGACAUUAACGAGGAAUGGAUCGAUGACAAAUCACGAUUUGCCUGUGACGCGCUCAGCACCCAACGACUUGUGAACCCUCUCAUUCGUGUCGACAACCAGUUCCAGCCAGCCUCCUGGGAGCAAGCGCUCGUUGAAAUUGGCAAUGCAUACAAGAAGAUUGCACCAAAGGCCAACGAAUUCAAGGCUGUUGCAGGUCAUCUGACAGAGACGGAAACCUUGGUCGCCAUGAAAGACCUUGCGAACAGACUUGGCUCUGACAACCUUGCUCUCGAUCAGCCAGGUGGCAGUGAACCAAUCGCGCACGGUAUCGACGUUCGAUCAAACUAUGCUUUCAACUCAAAGAUCUACGGUGUAGAAGAGGCGGAUGCUAUCCUUCUCAUCGGUACCAAUCCACGACAUGAAGCUGCUGUGCUCAACGCGCGUAUCAGAAAACAAUGGCUGAGAUCCGACUUGACCAUCGGUCUUGUUGGCGAGGACUUUGAGAGCACUUUCGAAUACGAGAAUCUUGGAUCAUCUUCCACUGACCUCAAGAACGUCUUCUCUGGCGAGUUCGGCAAGAAGCUACAGUCGGCUAAGAAACCAUUGAUCAUCGUCGGUAGCGCGGUCACCGAACACCCAGACGCCAAAUCUAUCUACGAGCAAGUCGGUGCAUUCGUAGAGAAGUCCAAGGCCAACUUCCAAACACCCGAAUGGAACGGCUAUAACGUCCUCCAGAGGACCGCUUCACGAACUGGUGCUUUUGAGGUCGGCUUCACAGUGCCGUCGCCUGAGGUUGCGAACACAACCCCCAAAUUUGUGUGGUUACUUGGAGCCGAUGAGAUCAACGAGGCCGAGAUUCCAAAGGAUGCCUUUGUGGUUUACCAGGGUCACCACGGUGACCGAGGCGCCCAGCUUGCUGAUGUCGUCCUUCCCGGUGCUGCAUAUACCGAGAAGUCUGUCACAUACGUGAAUACUGAGGGCCGCGUGCAGAUGACGCGUGCCGCCGUCGGCCUUCCAGGUGCCUCGCGGGAAGACUGGAAGAUCAUCCGCGCAGCCUCAGAAUAUCUUGGUGCCGAGCUUCCGUAUGAUGACGUCGAGGCUCUCCGAGAUCGCAUGGUGGAAAUCUCCCCUGCGCUGCGCAUGUACGACGUUGCCGAGCCUGUCGCGCUUCCAGAAUUGAGCAAGGUGCAAUUGGUAGAUCAGAACAAGGGCUCUAAAUCGAGUGGGCAGGCGCUCCAGAAGCCCAUCGAGAAUUUCUUCUUCACAGAUGUCAUCUCCAGGAAUUCCCCCACAAUGGCACGCUGCUCAGCCGCCAAGGCUGCGAAGAACUCGGAGACAAACUUCAUGGCGCCGGGCGAGCCCAACCCUCAGGUUGCCUACGGUGCUUGA